Molecule: messenger RNA, 1248 nt
Organism: Fonsecaea erecta
Lineage: Eukaryota; Fungi; Ascomycota; Eurotiomycetes; Chaetothyriales; Herpotrichiellaceae
Exons: 1
Coding region: 1-1248 (415 amino acids)
Source: RefSeq, a predicted model, not a curated record
AUGACAAUUAUCACCAGCAUGGAACAGGACGGAGAGAACCCGGCCCAGCCCAUAGCACCGCACGGACAUCCUGGCCAACACGAACAUUCCAGUGCAUGGACUCCCAAGCAGAAUACCUCACCGCAAGAAAAUGACCAGUUCACGGAAGGUGACUCUCUUGAAAAUGUCGCUCUUGAGCUAUAUGUGGAGACUUUGUUGAGCCGAGCGCAUUUGCUCCUUUUCAACUCCAACCACGACGACAUCAACGCGCAGGAAAAUGUAUUCGAUCGAGGCAAGAAAUUGCUGGAAGAGGCGGUGUCGAUGUGCUUUUCAGGGCAGUACUCCGUGAGGCGCACCCUGAUAGCAAAAUGCUGGUAUGUGAGGGGGUUCCUCGCCGACAUUAGUGGUGACGACGAGAACACCUCAGGAUGUUUCACACAAGCAGCCAGGCUUGAUGAGAAUUACAAGAGUCUCCAGAGGGUGAGAUGGCACCUUGAGCGCCAAGAAGACUUCGAUGAACUAUUCAAGGCAUGGUAUGACGCAGAGGGACCAGUCGAGAGCCGAAUUGAUGGAUACCGCCUCGGUGAGCCUGAUCCUGACAGCGACGCAGCGCCGACAACGUCAUUUACAAGUGCGAAUACGCCAAAUUUUCGACAUAGUGAGCUGUAUGAGCUCCUUUUGAGUGAUAUAAACAACAAAGCCCUGCAGGAAGACGAGCCGAUGGAAGGAAACUCAUCGCCAGUCUUCCCUUCUCACCAGCCGCAUCACUUGCCGCCGAUUGCCGCCGCCCCGUAUAACGGCCUUUUGACUGAUUGGGUCGAUCAACUGGUCCUAGAGAAAAUCUACGGUCCAGGUGCGGGAAGGCAGGCGUCCCAGGAAACUCGUCGGGCGUUGAAAGAAUGCGAAAACUCUCCCGUGAGAGAUCUUUUCCUCAAGCAGGUGGAGGAGAGUAAAAAGAAGGCCGAAGUGGAAGCGGAGGAGCGGAUGCUCCAGAUCCUAGAAGCUCGGACCCGGCAGUCUUCCGCUCAUGUCAGGCGUCUUUCAGGCCACGAGGCUCUCCUGUCCGACGCACUCUGUAUUACCACGGCGACAGCAGCAGCCGAUGAUGGUGCCGGGUCACCUCGCAAGUUGACAAUCAACACCCAGGGAAUCAGACGACCAUCGACAUCAUCAAAGUCAAGUAAUAGUUCGCCAGCUGCAUCUAGUCCACUAAGGAAAGCUUCAUUUCCGGGAGAUACGCAAGAUACCGCUGACGGUGGUUCGUGUUGA